Salvelinus namaycush (lake trout) is the source of this 2960-nucleotide messenger RNA. Its product is annotated as leucine-rich repeat-containing protein 75A-like. Bases 502 to 1725 code for a protein of 407 amino acids. The transcript is spliced from 5 exons. Lineage: Eukaryota; Metazoa; Chordata; Actinopteri; Salmoniformes; Salmonidae. The record is from RefSeq and is a predicted model, not a curated record.
CCCUGCGCAGAGAGAGCUGAUCAUAUUUCACUUAGCUCUUUAGCUCGGACAUUUUUAUCCUAACAAAAUUCUGUGGAAAACAUUUAAUUAUUUAUAGGCUAUGUUCCGCGAAUUGCAUAACAAAAGUUUUGGCUUGUGUCCCGGGUUGAGUGUGUGUCUGUUUGUGUUUAUAGUAGGCACGCGUAGCAGCCAAUUCGCUCAAGCUUAUUGUGCGAGUUAGACAUUUUAUUGAAAUCUGAAUGCAUGUGUUGGAGGUUGUUUCCCCAACUGGUAUUGCACUCUUAACAGCUGGACAGUGCACCAUUCACUAGAGAACAGGUGUGUUGUCCAACUAGUCAGGUGCGGAACGAACCCAGAGGUCCUAUCCACUUUAAGGCCUCGUGACUUCGUGUGCAAGGUUUUAAUGUUUAGUGCAAAAACAAAUAUUUUUAUGCAAGUCAGCCUUGCAUGACUGCCUGGGGGGAGCAAGUCAUUUCGUACAGCAGAUUCUAACAUCUAAACAUGGGCACCAAACAGACCAAAGGUGUUGGGGGCCAAGAGGCUGGGCCCAGCCCACAGCACGGGUGGAAACGGACCCCUACCAAGGAGAGGGGUGACAUCUUCACCUCCUUCAUGUUGAGGUCAGGGGACCGGCUGAGUCGUGGAGGGUCCCCUCCGCCCUACCAGCGCCGGAUAGGCAUGAUCCAGGAGAUGAUGCUGAUGGCCAAGCAAGGCAAACAGGACAAGGCCACAGAGAUGCUGCAGACACUCCGGCAGGACUUGGGGAUGGAGUCCACGUCUCUGGAUGACGUGCUGUACCGUUACGCCAGCUUCAGGAACCUGGUGGACCCCAUCACCCACGACCUCGUCAUCAGCCUGGCCAGAUACAUCCAGUGCCCCCCCAAGACAUGCCCGGAUUCUCUGGGUGCCAUGGAGAAGGUGUGUCGCCAGCUGACCUAUCACCUGAGCCCACACUCACAGUGGAGACGGCAGGGCAUACUGAAGAGGAAGCCGCAGGCAUGUCUCAAGGUGAUGCUGUCGACCCCUCCCCCUAACGGGGCGCUGGACCUUUCGGGCAUCCCCCUGACGGUGCGUGACAUGGAGCGCCUGUGUGCCUACCUGCAGCGCCACGCGCCCAUCAUCUGCAGCCUGGAGCUGGGCUUCACCGAGCUCACCGACGACGCCUUCCUCCUCCUCCUGCCCACGCUGGCCGCCCUGCCCCGCCUGGAGACCCUGGCCCUCAACGGCAACCGACUGACCCGUGCUGUCCUCAAGGAGCUGACGGACAGCCUGAAGGACCCGGCCAGCUUCCCCAGUGUCACAUGGAUCGACCUGGGCAACAACGUGGACAUCUUCUCCCUGCCCCAACCCUUCCUGGUGAGUCUGAGGAAGCGCUGCCCCAAGCAGGGCAACCUGCCCACCAUCCUGGAGUUUGGUGAGAGCCAGGCCAGCGAGCCUGAGGGGAGGAUUGAGGAGAUGAUGGAAGAGUUGCUGGACUUUGACCUGGAGGUGCAGGGGAAGGAGAACGAGAUCGAGGACAGCAUGUGGACAAUGGAGGAGCAGAGGAGGGAGGAGACACGGGGACAGGGAAUUAGGAAGAUGGUGGAGCUAGAGGAGGAAGACACACAGAGUCAGUCCUCCCACUUGUCGUGCUCCAGCCAAUCGCAGCAUUCUUCUGGAGCGGUUGAACUGAUGAAGGAGGAAGAAGGAGAGGAGGGGACUGAUCACUUAGACCACCUGACCUGAGCAAGAACCCCGGUCCACUCUGCUUGGAACUUACCCUCCCACGUUUUGUCUAGAAUGAGAAGAGCAGUACCAGCAAGCAGUGAACGUUCGUAUAACGUUAGGUAACGUUCUUGGAAUGCAUAGGUAACCGGAAAUUGUUUCCUGGGUUGGACAUCUGGGGGAGGGGCUCUGUCAUCUCAACCGACUGGAAUAGUUCCGGAAUAACCAACUGAUCUGGGUGGACUGUUCGUCCAUGGAUGCACAGUUUAAAGAGAUGACAAUCCAGGUUGAAAGAGGACAUUUGUGAUAACUGUUAUUGUUGUUUCAUUAUGAAUUAGGAUUAUAAUCCUCUGUAGUAAAGAGUAAUAGAUAUAUUAUAUAUCAAAUGUAGAAAACAAAUAAACAUUUUCUAAUAAUGGGUAUGUCAUAUCUGGCACGUUUGAGAUGUUUCAUUCAGGUUUUACUCCCUGCUCAUCCUGUCCUAUAGUUGGAGGAAUGCCUAUGUGCCAGCCACUUGUUCCCCUGUUGGUGGAGAGACUGUAUGUCAGAGAGAGAGAGACAGACAGAUGGCUGAUGGAUGGACAGACAAACAGACAGGUAGAAAGACAGAAGAAGAGCGGUAAUCCCAGACAGCUUUGGUCUGUGAAAAAGCUUGCAUCUUUCUCUCUGAUACUACAGUACGUCUGUGUCUCUAUCUCUCUGACCAGCACUCUCUUCACCAAUCCUACCUACCCAGUAUUUUUUUAUGCAUAUGCGUGCUCCAGUGUGUCGAUUUCCGAUGUGAUCUGAGUGCAGUGAGAGAAACAAGUGCUAUUGGCGGAAAGAAUUGAUGGAAACCAAAAAAAAGAUUGGUUGUAAGGCGGGUUAAAAGAUGUUGACUAUAAGGCUCAUGAUUGUAAAGCAUGUGAGGGAGGAGUCUGUUACUGUGACGAAAAGCACUGUUUAGGCUAAGGAAAAGGGCUUAGGAGCUACGGUGACAGGAGCUACGGUGACAGGCGCAACGGCUACAGGCGCUACGGCGACAGGAGCUAUAACAACCCAUCUUUAGUAGCCUCACUUGUUCCCUUUAUCCCUGCCAGUCAUGUAGAGUGCACGUAUCACUUGUAACUUUUGUAUCAACACGUUUAAUAGGAUUUUGUUGUGUGGUUACAACAAUGCCAUCUAACAUGGACUGUCUCUAGGCUACGGCUAUAGAACAUUCCCUCAUUCUCAGUAAAUAUGUAGCUCUCGCACAGCGUAUGUUUUCCCAUUUGUAA